UAUAUAGUGAAGAUUGAAUUGAAUAAAUUAAAUUAUGCUAUAGAGAUUGUCUACAGUGUUGAGAAGACCAAUGUUCUGGCAUGGAACACAUCAUCAUGACAGCAAUGAUGCUACAAAAAGAUUAUUUGAUACAGUUUCUAGUACAGUGAAAGGAAUCUAAUAAAUAAACUAUGUAGUUGAGCAUGAUCUUAAAUUGACAGCUGAAGAGAAAUCAAAAAUGAAGCAAUUCUUAAUUUAUAGAUAUGAUCCUGCUGUAUAUUGAGAUGUUUAGAUAUUAGGAUGAGAAUGACUUUCCAAAGUAUGUGAGCUAUUAUGUUGAUUUAAAGAAGAUACCACCUAUGUACUUAGAUGCAUUGCUCUAUAUUAAAGAUAAUUAUGAUUCUUCAUUAUCUUUACGUCGUUCUUGUAGAGAAGGUAUCUGUGGAUCAUGCUCUAUGAAUUGUAAUGGUCUUCAUAAAUUGGCUUGUAUACAUGCUAUUGACACUGACUUAACUUAACCAGCAUAUAUUACUCCCUUGGGACAUAUGUUUGUUGUCAAAGAUUUAGUUGUUGAUAUGACCAACUUUUACACUCAAUAUAAGACUAUUGAUCCAUAUUUAAAGAGGAAGACUCCUAAAGUAAUCUAUAUUCUAAUAUCUAUUAUUAGGAAGGAAAUAAGGAAUAUAUCUAAUCUGUAGAUGAUAGAAAGUUAUUAGAUGGUCUUUAUGAAUGUGUAUUAUGUGCUUGCUGUUCAACUUCUUGUCCUUCUUAUUGGUGGCAUCCAGAUAGAUAUCUUGGACCAGCUGUCUUAAUGUAGGCUUAUAGAUGGAUUGUAGAUUCAAGAGAUGAAUAUACUGAUGAAAGAUUAGAAAAAUUAGGUAAUUUACUAAAUCAUUUUAUCUAGCUGAGGAUGUCAAGGUUGAAGACUGUUAGAAUAUUGGAAUGUGUUCAUUCACAUGUCCAAAGGGAUUAGAUCCACAAAAAUCUAUGAAUCAUUUAAUGAAGUUAAUUGAAGAAUACAAGGAAAGAAAAAUUGCAUCUGCAACAUUAUGAUAUAUUAUAUCAUAUAAUAAUAAUAAG
Paramecium sonneborni is the source of this 1059-nucleotide messenger RNA. The record is from the annotation of a GenBank genome assembly. NCBI's taxonomy places the organism in Eukaryota, Ciliophora, Oligohymenophorea, Peniculida, Parameciidae.